This is a messenger RNA of Trametes versicolor FP-101664 SS1, 1272 nucleotides long. RefSeq lists its product as uncharacterized. Gene Ontology annotation, cellular component: RNA polymerase III complex. The record is from RefSeq and is a predicted model, not a curated record. The transcript is spliced from 9 exons. Bases 1 to 1272 code for a protein of 423 amino acids. Gene Ontology annotation, biological process: transcription by RNA polymerase III. NCBI's taxonomy places the organism in Eukaryota, Fungi, Basidiomycota, Agaricomycetes, Polyporales, Polyporaceae.
AUGAGUACGAGAAAACCGAACGCCAUCGAGCGCAAAUUACAUCAGGCCGCACUAGCGAAAACAGAGAAGAUCGUGACUCCGAAAGAGCUCGAAAACCUUGUACCGGAUGCGAAUGCACGUCUGGCUGCCAUCAAUUUCCUGCUGGGCACGGGUCUUUUCGUCCUCCUGAAAGGCGAGCAGUCACAGAUAACGUACCGUGCGGUUUCCCAAGAAGAGCUGAGCCUAAAGAAGGGCUUGGACAGCGAGGAGGGUCUUGUACUGGAUCGCAUCCGCACAGCCGGGGUUGAAGGGAUAUGGACGAAGCACAUCAAGGCCAAGACGCAGCUACACCAGACUGUUGUCGAUCGGUGCUUGAAGUCUCUCACUAAGAGGCAGCUGAUCAAGACCGUUCCCGACGUACGGCAUCCGACUCGCAAGACAUACAUACUAGCGAGCCUACAACCCGCCACAGAGCUGACGGGCGGUCCGUGGUACACCGAUAAGGAGCUUGACACCGAGUUCAUCAAACUCCUGUCCGAUGUAUGCCUCAAGAUUGUGCAAGACAGGAGCUUCCCGAGGGUCAAAGAGCGACAGGAAACGGAACACAGGCCACUAUAUCCGUGCUCCCAUACGGCAUACGCGACGUCGCAGCAGCAUGUACAGACUUUCUUGCAGAAGAGCAGGGUGACAGAAACGGCGCUCACAGUCGAACACGUCGAGAUGCUAUUGGACGUGCUAGUUCUGGACGGCAAAAUCGAGAAGAUCCCUGCUUUCCACCUCUCGUCCUGGAACGCUGACGCUGACUCGACUGGGAUUGAAGGGUCAUCAACUGCGCGAACCGCAGGCAAACGCAAACGUGUCGAAUUAUCGAGCGACGAAUCUGACGAGGAGCAGCGGAAGAGCGCGACCAGCUCCGGGAGGGACACUACCAGGUCAAACGGCCUGUCAAGUCGUCCAUUGAGCGGCGACGAUGCUGACAACUCCAGCCACAGGCGAAAGAAGCGGAAGAUAGAACACAGCGACCACUGGCCUAGCGAUUCGGAACGCGGCAGUUCGCCUCCACCAGCUCUUCCCUCCGAGCAGAACUCAGGAGAAGUGGCGCAUUAUGGCAGCGGCGUCGUGUAUCGGGCCAUACACGAAGAGCGCAUCUCCACCCUUGGCAUCAACCAGACCCCGUGCCUACGGUGCCCUAAAUUUGACUUCUGCAGCGAGCAGGGUUCUGUCAACCCCAAGGAAUGCGCGUACUACGACCCCUGGCUCGUGGUCGCCCCAAUCGUGGACGUCCAGUCGUAG